GGCCGGCUGGCCCGCCCCCAAGGUGUGGAAUCUCAGGGUUGUCGGAGUUAGCCACGAGAAUGCGUCCUGCGGAGUCCGCCCUGGUGCCCGGGGCUCUCGAGAAGUGACAGCCUGUGGGCAGUGGACCCCUCCCCCCAGCCACCCUUCUUUGGCUGUACUGGUGUUUCCCAGCAGCCUGGAUGGUCACUCAUCUGUAUGGCCCUCGGGGGGUGCCCUUGCACACUCAGUGUGCCCUAAGGCUUGUAAGUGCCAGGUGAUCCACUUUGGGGUGGAAUUUUAUACCCUAGGAAAAUGUAUAGCCCUGAAACAGGAGGGAGGUCUCUAAGUCUCUUCAGCCACUUGUGCUUCCGUGGAAACUAAGUUUUAGGUUCCCACAGUAUCAGUAGCAGAGAUUUUCUGGAAGAGGUAGGUCUGAAUUUUGGGGUGCCAGAGAGCCCAGGCUGCACCUUUCUGGGAGUUUCAGCCACUUGAGUUUUGCAGGACAAGUAGAAGCAGCAAGGGCUACUCUCUGCUGCUCUGUUGCCUCCUGACUUGUGUCUAGAGUGGAUAUACGGUUGAGCCUGGCGGAGGCGAUGGAGCCGCCCAGACCUUUGCUUUUCCAGCCUGAGUGGGUGGUCUAGGGUUCCUUGGUGAGCUGGGGCCUGCGUGACCACUCGUGCCUCCUCUGUAAGGCCGGAUUGGCCCAAGGGGGCAAGCGGUAGGUGAAGGAUUCCUAGACCCAAGUCUUCCCAGCCAGCAGGACCGGGGAGAGGCCUGAGAUGGGGAGGGGUCUGGUCUUUGACUUAAUAUCUGGGAUCUCCUUCUUCAGGCUCCAAAAGAUGCCCUCAGCCAUCUCUCAUCUGUCCUCCAAAACUGUUUUCCUAGUCAGUGCUGUCCCCUGGUUGGCAGAAAUGAGGCAGGCAGCCAGCAUCCCUGGCUUUACUGAGGCUUGACCCUCCCCCACCAGGCGCACACGCAUGCACACACACACACCCACACACACACACACCUUUGAUCAGGAGGUGAUUGGCUGUACUUGUGCUGAGUUCAGGCCUUCUGCAGAGGGUGAAAUCUGUCGAGGAGGCACUUUUCAGCUCCCAGCUGCCACACUCUGCACUUUCUGUGUGAUCUCAGGAAGUCCCCGUUGUCAUUGUGCUCCGCAGUCAGGUUCGGGGGGUCCUCUCCGGGCUCUGCGGGCGUGGGUCAGCCUGUAGAGACUGGCUGUCCUUUCGUGGUGACCUCCUGCCCUUUGAUCUGGAAGGAUUCUUGCUUCCGGUGCUCAAGGUAGCUUGGCUCUGGGGAGGCGACUGCUGCUUCUUCCCCAGCCUCCUGUGCACGCAGCCUCACCUCCCGGUGCGAGGGGGGGCGUGGUGAGCCCGGCCCUCCGCGCCCACACUUCAGCUUCCCUAAGAUAAGUAGGGAACUGUCCAUCUGCCCCACCCCACAGUUGCCUCAAGCGCUCACAGCCUUCCCCGGAAGGGGCUGCUGCCCGCCUUGUCGAGCGGUCCCCCUUCCCCCUGCAUCUCACAUGGGAAGGACGGGGUGGACUGUGGGGUCCAAGGAUCCGACGGGUGCUGGCUGAGUGGGGAUUCUCCAGACUAGGUGUGCAAAAAUGUCCCUGGUAGGACUUGAUUUGGAAAGCAACGAGUGACUUGUUAGUGCUAGCAGGGGUCUUUGCUUGUGUUCCCUGGCCCUGGGUAGUGGGUGACCAGGGCCUGGCUCCUGGCGGCUCUGCUGAGCAGGCCCCUUGGAUGGCGAGUGUGGGGGCCUUGUGAAAUACCUGGGGUGGGCGGGGCAGGGGCACCAGUGCUGCAAUGCCGAGCCAUUGGCGGUUACUCCAUCUGCAGAGGAGGCCAGCUCCUCCGCUGACCGCCUGCCACCUGGGAGGGGAGAGGACUGCGGAGGACCCCUGACUCCGGAGCCAGAAAUAGUUGGAAGAUCUUUCCCAACCUUAGAAGUUUCUGGAACUACUCUCUGCCUGAAACCCCAGGGGAACGGCCCCUAAGCCUGUGGAGAGCAAAGGGCUUUGUCCCAGAGUACCUGCUCACUGUGCCCCCGGGUUAUGACGACCCCUAAUAAAGGAAACAAGGCCUUGAAGGUGAAGCGGGAGCCGGGGGAGAAUGGCACCAGCCUGACGGAUGAGGAGCUGGUGACCAUGUCCGUGCGUGAGCUGAACCAGCACCUGCGGGGCCUGUCCAAGGAGGAAAUCAUCCAGCUGAAGCAGCGCCGGCGCACGCUCAAGAACCGGGGCUAUGCCGCCAGUUGCCGGGUGAAGCGGGUGACCCAGAAGGAGGAGCUAGAGAAGCAGAAGGCGGAGCUGCAGCAGGAGGUGGAGAAGCUGGCCUCUGAGAAUGCCAGCAUGAAGCUGGAGCUCGAUGCCUUGCGCUCCAAGUACGAGGCCCUGCAGAACUUUGCCAGGACAGUGGCCCGUAGCCCUGUGGCUCCCGCUCGGGGUCCCCUUGCUGCUGGCUUGGGUCCCCUGGUCCCCGGCAAGGUGGCUGCCACCAGCGUCAUCACGAUAGUAAAGUCCAAGACGGAUGCCCGGUCAUAGGGACUCGUGUAGUUGCCAGGCGGGUCUUUGAGGGGCCGCUAGGCGCAUGGCAAAGUUGGCAGCCCUGCCCCUCUUCCUCCCCUCCCUUCCUGGUCUUCUCUUCCUUUCCCUCUUUCUCCUUAUCCCUUCCCUGCAAAGCACAACCUUCACCCCAGGGGCGCCGGGCUGAGCCCCUUUGACUUCGUCCUUGUCAUCGUGUGUGUUGUACAUUGGGAUCGGUCAGUUCGAUGGUGAUGUUGGGUCGCCCCUAGCCCCUUUGUACCAAGGCAUGUGGCUAGGAGUCCAGCGUGGGCACUGCGGGAGGGGACAAGAGCGAGUGGGCGACUGCCCCUGGGCCUCAGGCCAGCCUCUUCCUCAAUGGCCCGCAGGCCCUGCUGGCCGCCAGCUUGGAAGAGGACUCAAGGGCUAGAGCUCUCCUCAGACCCGGGUGGGGCAGCCCGCCUUGGCCCAGCUCUGAGGAGUGGGGGUUCUUGAGGGCCGUGGGUGGGCGGGCCACCAGCCGGGGCCCUGCAGGCGCUGGGCCGGAGCCCUGGUGCUCGAGCCGGAGGUGGUGCACUGAACAAAGCCCCAUUGCUGGUGGCGAGUGCGCAGAGGGCGUGUCAGUGUCCUGCCGUGGGUUCCGUGUCACUGUUUACAUGACCUGUUUGUGUGGUUAUAGAGCCCUUUAUUUAAGAGAGAAGUUCCUUUUAUGAAGUUAUUAAAUUAUAUGUUUAAGAACUAAAGAGAAAGAAAGAGCUGCAGAGUAUUUAUAAAAUUGUCUUUAAAAAAAAACAAGAACGUUUGACUGUAAAAAAUGGAAAAGGGAAGAAAGUAUAAGAGAGACUUUUACUAGUUUAAAAAACACAAAAAUUCCUUUCUUGUAAACUUACAGACAACUCUUUGUGGCUAUUGUUGGAGUUUAGUUUUUAUAUACACAGAGUUAUCAGACAUUAUUUAUAAAACUUAGUUUAAAAAAAGAAAAAAAAAAAAGCCAAGCCGACCGGAGGCCGUCUUCUUUGAUAUCUCUUUUGCAAUUGUACCGAAAGUGACUUACUCCUUUGCCCUUCUGCUUCCGUCUCUUGCCGGUGCCGUGGUGGUGUCGUCCGUGCCUGGUGAGGUUUUGUGCAGCCGUAAAGUGCUGGUGCUUCUGGUGACCUUUGACCUGUGGCUGUCCCUUCUUGUGCAUUCUCUGUGUUUGUUUUUGGACCUGGUUGUGAUUCUGCCUCUGCUGGCUUGCUGGGCCUGGGCUGCGCCGGGGCCCCAGGCAGUCCUUGCUUGGUGGGAGCCUGGGGGUCUGUGCCCACCGGCCCAGCCUCUGCUGCCCGCUGCUCUGCAUUCCCGUUCUCGCUGAGCCUUGGCUUCCUGUGUAUGUCUGGGGCUUGGGCUGAUCCUGAGACAGAGUAGGUAAAAUUGAGGGGCCACCUGGAGUCCCCAUGCUGCUUCCACACCCACCACCCCGGCCUCGGGGGUGGCAUUGCAGGGACCAAGGCAUCACUGUGGGUGCCCACAGGGCUGUGGCCAAGCUGUCCCUGGCUGUCUUCCUUUUGGCCUCAGCUUUGUUCCUACGCUGCAUGUGGGGCCUCCCUCAGCUGGGACACCCCGGGGGGGGGCCCUCUUUGUAGGUUCUGAGUCCCACCCCUACUUCCCCUACUUUCCCCUGAUCUGACUCCUUGCUGUGGAGCUGCAUCCCCGGCAGAAGAGUCAGGGGCUCUGCCUGGGGCAACCCAUUCUUCCUUGCCCGCCCCACUGUGAGGGCCUGGGGGAGCCCCCCCCCCCCAGUGCCAGACAAGGGCUUUUAACUCCAGGGCUGGGUCUGUGUCAGCAGCUCUCCCCUUGGGAUCUGUGUCUUCCAGAGACCCUCUGCUCCACCUGGAGGUGCUGCUCUGUAGGGCCCAACCACCAAUAGGCUGGCUCUGAUAGCUCUUCAUGGACACAUGACUGGGGUGGUACCCCUAUCCCGCCCUUAAGGCGCUGAAGCCCGUCUGGCCACACGGCCCUGGGCCUCUUACUAUUGUUGCUGGUAUCUUCUCUGGGGGCCCUGGAUCCGUGAAAAGCACAGAGAUUGCUGGUGAGAGGAAAGGCGGUGGUGGCCUGAUCCACUUUCGGCUGGUGUUCGCCAGCUUUGGUUCAGCUUGCAGUGCUGUGGGAUCAGAGCAUCUGCCAGCCCUGGCAUCUUGAUGGGUUCCUUUGGCUCUAGGUGCUCAGAUACUCCUACUGGUACCGGAGGCCACUGUGGAUGGAAAGAAGUGACUGUUGCCUAAAUCACCUGGUGACCUUUUCCUUUCAUACCUCUGGUUCCUGUGUGUACCUAAAAGGGGCGGGGUCUUGCAAGGGCUGGCAGUGCAUCCUUGAGCAUUGUUGAGCAGGCGCGGUGUCGAGGUGGUGCGGGAAAGGGGCUGUGGAGGUGGAGGUUGCAGUUUCACAGAAGUCCAUGGAGUUGGUGAGACCUUGUUUUCAUGGUUUUGGGGUCUGAGGAGUAUUCCUGUCAUACCAGCCCUGCAGGUCCAUUCCACUCUUCUCCCUUCACCUUGACUUCUGGACAGUAGAUCCUGGCCACUGCGACUGUUGCCUGUCUUUCUGAUACGCGUUGAUUCUGUUUCCCUGCUGUGAGAGUGUUGUGUUCUUUCUUCUCGUGACUUUACUGACACAGUGGAUCGAGGGCUGUGCCUGAAGUCAGGUCUCCCAAACUUGUCCGCUAAGUGUGUAACUUCCCUCCCAACUUGACUUUUUUUACUCCACCUUUCUUGGUCUCAUGUGGGCUCUCGGAUAUCAGAGAAAGGCCGGGUGGGGACAGGUUAGCUGUUGAUCAGAGUGUGGUGUCAGGGAGCGUUUGCUGUGUUCCUGCUGUUGCUGUGGGGUCGUGCACCGCUGCCAGUGCCGGAGCCCUGCGGCUGCCGCGUCCCCUGCCCGGCUUGGGCCCGCGUUUCAGGAGGUGGUCGGGGGCUGGGUCUGCAUCCCGGGCAGCUCCAGCCUGCGUGGUGGCCCUGAGGCGUGGCGGUCCUGGCUGCCCUCCUCGGGAGUGAAGCCGCCCCGUGGCCGAAGCCCGCAUCCCACAGCUGGGAAGCCUGGGCCACAGCCCUGCUGCACAGUUUCCGCUGUGGACGCUCGAAUUACUUUUUUAGGCUGUGGUCUGGUGAAAGGAACCAACAUGUUAACGACUUUUCCCCCAGAAGCCAUUGAAUCAUUAUUUUUGGCAUCUUUUCACCUUCCUGUUGGCUGUCUGGUUCUGGAACAGUUGUGGAGCUUGGUGGAUGUAAUCAGUGCUACCCAGGGGCAGUGUGUGCGUAGCAGAGCCGGCUGCCACGUGCCCCCCCCCCCCCCAGCAACAGCAACAUUGGUUCUGUGGGCGUGGCGCACGUCUGAGGUGGAGGGGUCGAGUGUCCCCCUUGUGCUGGAGGCCCUCCCUGCCCUCAGUGGCCCCUCCAGCGACCUCGUGUGCCAGGCCUGCCCUGCCCCCACCCCCUCUGCUCGUCCCCGAAGCCUUCUGGGAAUUUAGGGCAACAGGACAAAGUCUGUCGAGGGUCCGGCCUGGUCGGUCUGCCGGCUCAGAGUUGUGUCCGAGCGGAGUGGAUCAGCCCUCGCCGGCCCCGCGAGGGCUGUAGCCGGGGGCUCCUCAGAUGGACGCGGAGGGGGGCCGGCCGCGGUCGGGGCGCCCCGCGCAGUAUUUAUUGCUAAGUUAUUGUUGAGGAGGGGCGGGCUCGGGCCUGGCUCCCCGGGUAUUUAUUGCUGUACAUAGUGUACGUUUGUGAUAUAUAAGGUUUUCUUUAUUUUGUAUAUGAUCAAUAAACGCCUUUUAAAGAGA
Messenger RNA from Perognathus longimembris pacificus (Pacific pocket mouse), 6311 nucleotides. It is a transcript of the gene Mafg, whose product is annotated as MAF bZIP transcription factor G. The transcript has 3 exons. Gene Ontology annotation, biological process: regulation of epidermal cell differentiation; regulation of transcription by RNA polymerase II. Bases 2042 to 2530 code for a protein of 162 amino acids. Gene Ontology annotation, molecular function: DNA-binding transcription factor activity, RNA polymerase II-specific; RNA polymerase II cis-regulatory region sequence-specific DNA binding. Gene Ontology annotation, cellular component: nucleus. NCBI's taxonomy places the organism in Eukaryota, Metazoa, Chordata, Mammalia, Rodentia, Heteromyidae. The record is from RefSeq and is a predicted model, not a curated record.